Messenger RNA from Puccinia triticina, 378 nucleotides. RefSeq lists its product as uncharacterized. NCBI's taxonomy places the organism in Eukaryota, Fungi, Basidiomycota, Pucciniomycetes, Pucciniales, Pucciniaceae. Bases 1 to 378 code for a protein of 125 amino acids. The transcript has 3 exons. The record is from RefSeq and is a predicted model, not a curated record.
AUGGGCUCGGCGGUGGAUCGACCGGGGAGGGAUUAUAUAGGGCAGGCCCCCACGUUUCACAUAGCCAGCCAGGGUCCAGGCCGAUCUCGAGCAGGCGUGCUGCUGUCGGACUGGGCCGGAUCAGGCCUGAUCAGGCUCGUCAGGACUCAGUUGGACCCGUCUUGGAAGCUGGUCCCGUUUGCAUCAGGCUCAAACGGGCGGAUGUGCUGGAGCUGCGGAGCCCAGUGCGGCGCUCUUCUGACGCCCCAAUCCGACGAUAGGCGUCGCCAUCACAGCGGAGAAAAAUGUAGCUCAUCAAAGCCUGCGGCCGCUCACCGUCCCGGCAGUCGGGGCGAGCUUCCCUCGCCCGCCAAGACCGAGCCGAGGGGAUUGGAUUGA